AUGGAGUUGUGCCAGGUUGUCGCAGAAAGUUUCCCAUCGCUGUGUGCGUCUUGGACUGUCUUGCCUGGAGAUCGCGUGGCCUUGGCUGGGCCAGCAGGGUGCGGCAAGAGCCUGCAACUUGAUGUCAUCGCCAAGAAGGCCUUGAUCGCUUCUGGGCACAUCACCUUUGCACCGGCGGUCCGGCGCCUGGCUCUCUGCCGCAGAGACUUUCAACCUCAAGCAACUGCCGGAGAUUUGCGAACCGUCCGAGAGUGGCUCCUCGAGGAUUGCGAGCUCCCAGGGUGUUCUCUGGUUGAGGUCAGUGAGAGUCUGGACGAGCACCAAGAGCCAGAGAGAUGGCUCCAGCACCUGGGUAUCACCUGCUUGUCGGACACUGCUCUCAGCGACUUGUCCACAAUUGACGCGGUGAAAGUUGGAAUUGCGCGGCUGGCCAUGAGGCAUCCGAACGUUCUGUUGCUGGAUGAUGUAACUGAUGAUUUGGGCCUGGAAGCUUCCGAGUGCCUGGAGGCUUGCUUGACAGCAGAUCCACCCAUCUUCGAGACAAUCCUCAUUGCCUCCCGAGACCGUACCUUCAUGGACAAUGUGUGCAACAAAGUAAUUGCCAUUCAUGCAGGCGCUACGAGGGUUCUGAACGGCGUAUACACCAAAGCAUACUUAGCCGGCGGGGACUUCCUUCAUUUUCGCCGAUUUAGCUUGUGGCAGCCAAAGUCGUCAGGACUUCGCGCUACGCAGGCUGCUUGUGCUUUUGCAUCAUUGAUAAGCCGCUCUCUCUGCGGUGAACAUGCUUCUGACCUCACAGGACUGACGCUCGUUGAUGUGGGCACUGGCACAGGGGUUCUUGCAUUGAUCCUGGCUCAAGAAUGGGAAAAGGCGAGGGGCUCUUUGAAGCAGCUACAGAUCUAUGCACUGGACAUCGAUGAGACUGCGGUGCGCAUUGCUGCGGCCAAUUUCUCGAGUUCUCCAUGGGCAGCAAACAUGUGCCCACCAUUCCACAGCUCUCUGGAGCACUGGCAGAUUGACCAGAUUGCCACGCAAGAGCACCCGAUUGUCUUCGUUUGCAAUCCACCUUAUGACGACGAGAUCCUGAAUGCACGCACGGGAACUGACAACGAGAAGCUGUCUCGAAGACGGGCCCUGGAGCGCAGCUUUCUGCCACUGGAUGUGCUAUGCACUACUGCACUACGACUUGGCUGUCGGUCGCUUUGGAUUCUCUGGGGAAAUGCGGAAGAUGCACCCGUGCAGGAGGCUGCUGCACAUACCGGAUGGCGGGUCAUCCAGCAGGUGAGAUUCCAACGCAGUGUCCAAUCAAGCGGACCCUUUGCAACAGCGUGGCAACUGUGCUCUCACGCGGACUUCUGUGCCAAAGGAGCACCUACCUCGGACACGGUUUUCUGGUAUGACAUUAGUGGAGCUCCGUCUGAUGCAUGGUGGGAGCUGGUGGGUGCAUUGUACUAUUGGCGGCUGCGAAAAAUCAAGCGGGACACGCUCGUGGGAGCACUUACAGUCCACAACUGGGCGGAGAUGGCAGCGUUUGCCGAGCAGGUCCAAUGCACCGUGCUCCUGGAAGCCGCCCUGAUGAUGGGACUGCGGCAGCUCCUGCCGCAUUUGCUGGCCAGCCUCCUGGUCAACACAUGA
Symbiodinium sp. CCMP2592 is the source of this 1635-nucleotide messenger RNA. NCBI's taxonomy places the organism in Eukaryota, Dinophyceae, Suessiales, Symbiodiniaceae. The record is from the annotation of a GenBank genome assembly.